Messenger RNA from Polyodon spathula (Mississippi paddlefish), 2876 nucleotides. Its product is annotated as chondrolectin-like. Gene Ontology annotation, biological process: positive regulation of axonogenesis. Gene Ontology annotation, cellular component: cytoplasm. Lineage: Eukaryota; Metazoa; Chordata; Actinopteri; Acipenseriformes; Polyodontidae. The record is from RefSeq and is a predicted model, not a curated record. The transcript has 7 exons. Bases 160 to 1041 code for a protein of 293 amino acids.
CUUAAACAAUUAGCUGGAUUGGAACUAAAAAUGUUCUUCAGUAAAACUAAAAGACUGGCCUAUGUGAACUGAUCUCUGGACUAUACACUGUUCUGCUUUGUUGCAAUUUUUCUUUUUCUUUCCUUUCGUUUAUUUGCUGUGCUUUUAGAUCCUGUGAAGAUGGACAUGGAGCUGAAGAUGUUCACAGUAUUUUGGGGGGUGAUUUUAAUAGUUCAAAGCAGCUUUGAGACAAGAGUUGUUAGCGGUCAGACUGUGUGUUAUGGUGGACCAAAGCACCCAUGUUACAAGAUUGCUUAUUUCCCAGAUAUGUCAAGCAGGGUAGCCUUCAAAGAGGCCAGGAAUGCCUGUGAGAUUGAUGGUGGGGCCCUUCUAAGCAUAGAUAGUGAGGCUGAGCAGAGGCUUAUAGAAAAACUCUUACAGGACCUGACGCUGUCAGGCUCAAGGGUUUUUGAUGGAGACUUCUGGAUUGGACUGACAAGAAAUGGGGAAGGACAUGGACAUAACACUUUCACUGGCUGUCCAGACCUCUACAAGUGGACAGACGGAAGUGUCUCAGAGUUCAGAAACUGGUAUUACGAUGAGCCUUCCUGUGGCGGGGAAGCGUGUGUAGUGAUGUACCACCAGCCAACUGCACAGCAUGGACUCGGAGGUCCAUAUCUUUACCAGUGGAAUGAUGACAGAUGCAACAUGAAGCACAACUUUAUCUGCAAGUAUGAACCAGAAAGCAUCCUGGAGAAAGAAUUAGGAGACAGAGCAGAGCCAGACUAUGAAACUUCACCAACCAACACACCUGCAAAGAAUGAUCCACCCAGCAAGCCUGAGGAAGAUGCCCAACAUGUUAAUGUUUCAGGAUCCUCAGGUUUACUUCUUAUUUACGUUAUUAUUCCAACCAUACCGUUGCUCCUGUUGAUACUAGUGGCAUCAGGGACCUGCUGUUUCCAAAUGUUAAGCAAAAGCAAACCACGAACCAAAACCAACCCAGACCACUCAACACUUUGGAUUUCAAAGAGCCAGAAGAAAGACAAUGGCAUGGAAGUUUAACUAGCAUAUGAUCUUGAAAACACUGUACGUUGACUUUCCUCAUCACUGCCUGGCAGCUUGGAAUUGCUUCACAUAAAAAUAAGGUUCUGGAAUAUACAGUACAGUUGAAUAAAUGCAAGCUAAGGAAAGAACUGUGAAUGCGGAGAGGAGAAACACUUGACAGUUAUGGUUCACUUGAAUAAUAGUGUAUUAUCUUGAUCAACUUCUUGUCUGAAGGGAAAAUAUCCAAAACCCUUAACAAUAGUAAACAGUUAGUUACUUGCUGGGGGGUGUGUGGGUCUGGUCAGGAUGAUAUUCUAUUCUAUACUGUGUGGAUUGUAUUUGUCUCCUAAAAUGUCAAAGCUACACCUCAGUGUGUUAGGAAUGAAGAAAGCACAUAUCCGAAUAUUCUUUUAACUAAAUAUUGUUUUAUCUUUGGUACCGCAUAACAAUAAUUUCCAGAUGUCAUUUUUAUUUGCUAAAGGAAAUUAGCACUUUUUAAACUUGUUGACAUUACACAUCUUGCCAUCUACUCAAGUUAUGUUUUCUUGUAGAAUUGCUACAUCACAACUAAUGCUUGAAGGACAUGUAGUGAAAAAACAGGCAAACACCAGACUGAAAAUGUACUGCUCGCUUAUGUCUCUUUCACCUCUCUGAGAAAUGCUUGAGAGUCAUGUUUCCUUCUGAGCAUUUACAGAGAGAUAUAUUUAAACUGAAAUACAAGAAAAUUAAUUGUUUGAAGAUUUUCUUUUUUUUUUAACCACUGAAUAAUAAAUUUUGUCAUGUGUCAUUUUCCUCACAACGUGCUUGACUUCAAUGGAGAAAAUCAACACAUGGGAUGAAUUUUAUUGCAGUGUAUUUACACAUAGUUUAAAGAUUUUCAGAUAAAUACAUAUGUGCAGUUUCCUGUUGAGCUUUCAUUUAAAUUGUCAUGUAUUUCUCUUUUGAGUCUCGACUAUGCCUUCAAUAGUGGUUUUAGAAGAAAUGUUUCAGACCAAUCUGAUUCAAAUGAGCAUAAAACAAGAUUCUCGCGCAUUUGUCAGAGAAGUGAAAGAUCUGACACUGGGAACUGCUUGUUGGUGACAGACUGAAAAUGUCAUAUGCAAUAGGGCAGCUGCAUGAUGCUGUCAAGGGUGUGUUCUUCUUGGUGUUAUAUUUGAUAUGUGAUUAAGUAUUACUCAGUAAUUGACAUUUAAUGUAUAAUGUAGUGUAUACUUUAUACAGUGUGUUGCACCCUUCAUGCCAGUAACCCUCAGAAUCCAUUUUCUUUUAUUUUAUACAACUGAAAGAGAGAGGCGCCACCUGCCUGGAACAGCCACACAUGUUCAGUGUUGGUGACGGUUCAUUCAGGUUUUAUGUACAGUACUUGGUAUAACAGUUUCCAGCUUCAUUUAAUCUGCAACUAUAUUGUAAAUAGAAAUAAACAUAUGUAUAGGUGUAUAUGUGCUUGCACCAUAUUAAAGAAAACACAUUUGAAAUCUAAUUGCCCUUGGUCAAUGCCACAGCUUUUAUUAUAGCAUACAAUUAUAGCUACAAGUUACAUUUUCAACACUCUAACAUUUUACUGGUUCACAUGAUUGAUCAUGUUUUUAUGAUUUUGGGAAUAGAAAAAAAAGAAAAAAAGUGGUUAAGAUCCAGGAUAUUAAUUUGCACGUGGUAUCAUAAAUCUGUCAACAGUAUACAAGAACACAAUGCCUCCUUGCCAAGACAGCAUACUUGCCAACGUUAGGAAACCGUACGCUCGUCCCCUUUGACGUAUCCCCUCAACUAAACACUGCACGACCAGCAUGACAGUAAACACAGACACAGUGAAGCGGUCUUACCUUUGUAUACCGGUAAGUUAGUGAUCAGCAGAU